AUGUCAAACAAGAAAAAAAUGCUAAUUUGUGGCCUCUUCCAAGCCAUUGGGUGGUUCCUAUUUAUCAUCUUCUUGGGUUUGUACAUCUCGGAAUGGCUUUCGGAGCCGUCCGUCCGACUGGCCGAAUGCCAGUCAGAGCUACAGAACCAGAGCUCUCAGACUCAGGCUCGGAUCGCGUCCCUCGGGCAGUGCAUGGAGGCCAUGGAGAAGGAGAAGAAGAAGGACGAAGAGGAAGGCGGCAGGCUGAGAGUCCAACUGGUGAACGCCAACCAGAGCGUGGACGAGAUGAAAGGGCGUUGGGACGCCUGCCAAACCCAGCUGAAAAGGUUGGAAAAGAACGUCAGCUCCGAAGUGGCGGAAGCCGCCCAGAGAGAAGCGGAGAAGCGCAAAACUGUUGAAGAAGAAGUAAAACAUCUGAAACAGCAGCUUCACGACAAAACAGAGGCCCUGAAGGACGCCCAGCGUCACAGCCAACAGUACCAACGUGAGAAAGAGGAGCAACGAGAGAAAUACGAAGCAGAUAUCCAGCAAUUGCAGGAUGAACUCAAAAACAAGGCAUCAAAAAGUUCCAGAGCGGCUGCUCUUGGAGGUCCCAUCACAGCCCUGUUCCCGAUCAUCUUUGGUGGACUCUUCUUCUUCCUCUUCCUAUAGACUGUUUGGAAUCUGGCACCAACUAAGGACGGCACGAGCAAAGUUUUCUUGUCCUGCUUCAUCUUCAUAACCACACGUCCCCCUCCAGACUUUGGAACUGAGUAGGGCUGUGCACACCCCCUCCUGCCCCGAUUUGCCUCGGAGACUGUUUCAGCACCUCCGAAAUGGCCCUGAUUCAACCCAAGGUGCUUCAGGGCUGGGCUACCUCGCUUCAGAAUCGAAUCAGAAGUGAGGUUCAGCCCUCCCCAUUCGGGUCAGCUCUUAUUGGUUCCUCGGUGCCUGCUAUGUGGCUGUUGUCUAGGAAAGUGGGGUGCAAGGCCAACUAGGUGUCCAUUGGACCCCCCCUGCUCACUCACCACUGUCCCACCCUCUCUCCCUGUUGACCCCUGAACCCGGAGCCGGGGGAAAGAGGAGGUGGAUGGAGGUGAGUCCAAUGGACUCACAUUCAGCCUCACAUUGGCUUUUCUUUGUGAGUGAGCGUGCGGGGGGAGUGGCCCACCACCACCCUGAAUCAGCCCGAGGCACCCCGAAGCGCUUUAACAACAUGUGCAGAUGUUGUUAAAUCCAUUCCAUCUAUAUUUUGCGGAUUGUUAGGUCCCUGUCGUGCCAUCCUCCACUCCUGGAAUCACGCUUUUUAUAGGCACAUAUGGAUAUUUUGUUUGCGUUGGGAGGCGAACACUUCCGCAAAUGUGCACUUCCAUGUCCAUUUGUGGAUUUGCGCAACGGCGCACGUGCGCAGAUACCCACCCAAAAUUUGCAUUUUCACACUUUAGCCAAGUAUCUAUGGUGGAGGGGAAUGUGCAUUUGCAAUUGGUGCUUUUUUAAAAAAAUAUGCAUUAAAAUAUUCUAUAAAAUAUAUCAGUGUCGUUUCCAGCAACUUUUUGUAUUUUUGGAGGACUAAAUUUGCCUACAAUUCUGGAAUUCUUUAUUU
Molecule: messenger RNA, 1582 nt
Organism: Elgaria multicarinata webbii
Lineage: Eukaryota; Metazoa; Chordata; Lepidosauria; Squamata; Anguidae
Exons: 4
Coding region: 1-651 (216 amino acids)
Source: RefSeq, a predicted model, not a curated record